Hevea brasiliensis (rubber tree) is the source of this 532-nucleotide messenger RNA. RefSeq names its product arabinogalactan protein 23. The record is from RefSeq and is a predicted model, not a curated record. The coding region runs from base 119 to 301 and encodes 60 amino acids. The transcript has a single exon. Lineage: Eukaryota; Viridiplantae; Streptophyta; Magnoliopsida; Malpighiales; Euphorbiaceae.
UGCAGCCUAAGUUCUUCAGGCUGCAACUAACUCCAUUUUCACAGGCAAAUUCGGCUUGAAGAUUUUCGAUAAUUUUAUUUUUUCGAGAAUUUUCUGCCGAUCUUUGCCUAACCCACCAAUGGAAAUGAAGAAGAUUGCCUGUGCUAUCCUCUUCACUGCCGCCUCCAUGAGUGCAGUGAUGGCUGAGGAGGCUGCUUCUCCUGCCCCAGAACCAACAAGUGCUGCCACUGCUAGCUUGCCGGUUGUUGGAUCGUUGGUCGGUGCCUCCCUUGCAUCAUUCAUUGCCCUCUACCUCCAAUAAAGAAAAAAAAAAAAAAAAAUCUAACAGAGGGAGAGCAAACUCACAAGAAAGCUUCAAGAAAAAGAUGUUCUAACUAGCUUUCUUUGGUUAGAAUUUUCUUUAUUCUUUGGUUUUAUUUGUGUUUUCUUCUUUUUUAAAUUACUAUGAAGAGAGUCUUUUCUUCUUCUCAUUUGUUUGUUUCUCAUGUUAAUGUUUGCUUAAAAGGAAUAAAAUUGCCUUAAUUAUUAUUGA